AUGGUGUGUCAGCUCUGGGAGUUGCGACACACCGCUCUGCCGAAAGGCGUAGAGGUGACGACAAAGCAUCGACUCCGGGAGUCGAUGCGACAAGUUCCGGGCUGCACGAAGCAGGGCGCGAUCAAGCCGGGCUUGAUGACGCGUGCCCGCGGGUACAAGAACCCGCCGGCGGUCGCCCGCAGACUAGAUUGUCUGCCGGCGGUAUCAAGGAACGUUCGUCCAUGGCCGGGCCUGGACGAAACGCAAGUGAAUCAGGGAUUCACAAGAAGAAGCGACGGCGCAAGCACAACAGGCUGCGCAAGUCUCGGUGAGGGACCGAGACCCUUCAUGACACAAAUGGCAACAAUGGUUGUCGAGACUCUGAACGUCUUGACGCGGGCCAGUACUGGAUAUCAGUACGAGAAGAUGGAGUUGGAGAACCCUCCGACAGAUGCGUCGGAGUUGACCUCGCUUCCAGUCAUGAGCUGGAAGCGCUUCGCAAAAGACCUGUACGAUGGACGCAUCGAACGGUUAUGCAUUCUUUCGGACCGCGAAAGAAUGACAAGCGAAACAGAAGAGUUGAGCGCCACUGAGAGUGAGGAUACUCUCAGUGCCAAGACGAAGAAGGAGCGCUUCAAGGAGCAGAGCUGGGACUCACUGAAGUCGAGUCCUUAUUAUGAGAUUCUGCGAGAGCACAGGGACGUGCUCCCGGACGAGAUCCCUGCGGAGCUUCUGCAGGUCAAAGGAAUACAGCACGAGAUUGAUCUCGUGCCGGGGACGAAGUACUGCGUGACCCGGCAGUGGCCACUGCCGCGGGAGCAAGUGAAGGCAAUCAACGACUUCUUCGAAGUCGUCGCAAUGCAGGACAAGAGCGGGAAUCAAAGUCCCGCACAGCGCACCAACGUUCUGUGUCAAGAAACCACAGGGUGGUUGGCGCAUCGUUCAUGCGUACAAUAA
Phytophthora megakarya is the source of this 936-nucleotide messenger RNA. Lineage: Eukaryota; Oomycota; Peronosporomycetes; Peronosporales; Peronosporaceae. The record is from the annotation of a GenBank genome assembly.